AUGCAUUUUGCGUACCCCCCGCGCAAAAGCUCGAAUCCCCCACCAUUCCGCCCUAGAUCUGGCCAGCUGCCUGUCCUUCGCCGUGGGCGGUUAAGAACAAUUGCCCUCGGACUGUUGGCCUGCAUACUGGUGCUCUAUCUGGUUUUCAAACCCAGCAAACAGAGCCCGUACCAUGAACGUCAGCCUGCUGGGACGCCGACCGUCGUUUUGGUGACUGUUCUCGACACGAAGCAGUACAGCGCCAGCUAUCUCAAGACGAUCCGCGAGAAUAGAGAAGAAUAUGCUUCGAGACAUGGGUACAAGACGAUCAUCACCGAAGCCGACCAGUACGACACUGCCGGAGCUCCCACGACUUGGACGAAAUUGAUGGCCACCCGCCAUGCGCUCGCCAAAUUCCCGGACUGCAAAUUCGUUUGGUACCUCGACCAAGAUGCCUACAUUAUGAACCCGUCGCGAUCGCUCGAGGAUCUUGUGCUGCAAUCGAAGCAGCUGGAGUCCCUGAUGAUCCGUGGGCAACCCGUUGUACCGCCAGACAGCAUCAUCAAGACAUUUGGUCACCUACGCGGAGAUCAUAUUGACGUCAUUCUGUCGCAAGACAAGUCUGGUAUAGUGCAUAACAACAUUAUUCUUCGUAAUGGAGAAUGGGCAAAGUUCUUCCUCGAGACCUGGCUUGACCCUCUCUACCGGAGUUACAACUUCCAGAAAGCCGAGAGACAUGCACUGGAACACAUUGUGCAGUGGCACCCAACCAUUCUGUCGAAACUGGCCCUCGUUCCUCAGCGCACGUUUGCUUCUUACUCGAAGCCGACGCUUGGCGAGCAAUACCAGGAGGGUGACUUUGUCGCCAUGUUUGCAGGCUGCUCCAAUACUGGCCGCGAGAGCUGCGAAGUCGAAUCGGGCCAUUUCUGGGAGAAGUGGAAGGCCAGCUUUGGCUAA
This is a messenger RNA of Cordyceps militaris CM01, 936 nucleotides long. Its product is annotated as alpha-1,6-mannosyltransferase subunit, putative. The transcript has 3 exons. The coding region runs from base 1 to 936 and encodes 311 amino acids. Gene Ontology annotation, biological process: protein N-linked glycosylation. Gene Ontology annotation, molecular function: alpha-1,6-mannosyltransferase activity. The record is from RefSeq and is a predicted model, not a curated record. Gene Ontology annotation, cellular component: Golgi membrane; mannan polymerase complex. NCBI's taxonomy places the organism in Eukaryota, Fungi, Ascomycota, Sordariomycetes, Hypocreales, Cordycipitaceae.